Messenger RNA from Dermacentor silvarum, 1897 nucleotides. RefSeq names its product protein-cysteine N-palmitoyltransferase HHAT. The coding region runs from base 102 to 1769 and encodes 555 amino acids. Gene Ontology annotation, molecular function: palmitoyltransferase activity. The record is from RefSeq and is a predicted model, not a curated record. The transcript has 12 exons. Gene Ontology annotation, cellular component: endoplasmic reticulum. Lineage: Eukaryota; Metazoa; Arthropoda; Arachnida; Ixodida; Ixodidae. Gene Ontology annotation, biological process: protein palmitoylation.
AGGGCGUCUGAUCAUUUGAAGCAGUGAGGAGGUUUUGUUACGGUUUAGUUCCAACUUUAGGACAACUUUUGAGAGCUUCGCGGCACUUCAGUUUGUGUCUGAUGGCGCAGCAAUUAUGUGCAGAAAGCACCUGUCUUUCUGUGGUCUCUUCACAAGGUGCACAGAGUUCAGGCCAUUCGGCGUUGCAUACAAAACAGGAACAAGACAGCCGGAAUGUGGCGGACCACAUUCAGGCUGCGUGCGAAAUUCGCAGGUGUCCAGUCAAGGUACUGCACUGGUGCAUCUGGAUUGCAGCUUGCUUGUACGUGAUGACCUCCUUCGCUACCUGUGAAGUCAACAGAAGUCUUCCCAAAAGGCUAAACCACGUGCUCACCCGUAGCUCUUACUGGGGCGUCACGAGAAAGUGGGACCUCUCCGACCGGGAGUGGAGGGAGGGACGGCAGUUCAUCCUCAUGGCCUGGCCUUGGCUUCUGCUGCACUCCGUCAUCGGUCGGGCACUCGCUCACGUGAUGCCGUCGCUUGUCCCUCACUACCACGCUGCCUACUCACUUCUCUUCGUGACCUUCAAGCUGGGCUGGCUGAGCGCCGCCAUCUUUUUCGCCGAGCACGCCGCGUUCUUCGGGCUGGCCUGUCUGGGAGUGCCCGCUCUCUGCUACGGGGCGGCACUGCUAGCGUUGACACACUACAAGGUCUUCGACUACGACAUCUUUGACGGCGUGUACCAGUGGUACGGCAGGAACACCUACUACCUCACCGCGGUGACUUUCUACUGGACGGCAUUGCGGUGCCUCAGCUUCUGUAUGGACUUCCUCUGGCGAAGCGAAGAGACAGAUUCAGAAAAGAGGCAACAGCAGCGCCGCCUGCCCGACUACUGGAAGACACUAGCAUAUGCCCUCUACCUGCCUCCACUGCUGACGGGACCUUUGCAGAACUACGAUGACUUCGAUGCAUCGGUGACAAAGCCCAAGCAUCCGGUGUCGUUGGACGAAGUCAAAGCCUGCGUUGGCGGUCUUCUGCGCUCCGCUGCCCACUUCUUGCUCAUGGAUUUCAUGUGUCACUACUUCUACAGUUCGGCGCUGCUCAAGGCACCAUACCUUGUCUCAAGGCUGAACCUUACCUGCCUCUUGGGCUUUGGUGCAACCCUGAACGUGAUGUUCUUUGUCAAGUACCUCGUCCAGUACGGCGUACCCAAUGCCUUUGCCAGAAUUGAGUGUCUGCACCUUCCUCCACCGCCCAAAUGUGUCGCCAGGUCCCACCUCUGUUCCCAUUUCUGGAGAUAUUUCGACCAUGGCCUUCAUUUGUGGAUCAAAAAGUAUUUGUACCUGCCCAUGGUGGGUCCCGAAAAUGAGGUCCUCUGGCGACUGCUCGGCACCGCGCUGGCUUUCUCUUUCAUGUGGCUCUGGCACGACAUGACGGUCGCCGUCACUUUCUGGGCUUCGCUAAGCUUCGUCGGCAUCGCGCUGGAAGUGGGCAUGUCGCAAAUCAGGAAGCUGGGCUUCACCAAGAAACUCGAGGUCAAGUGCCAGAGACGCGGAUGGAUGAGAUCUGUCAAAGCGGUCCUCGGAUCACCCCACUACUUGCUUACCAUAUUCUCGUGCCUCUUUUUCCUCACCAAUGUGGAGAUAACCACCAUAUUCUUCAAGAGGGUCAUCCUCGGUUUCCCAGUGCCUCUGCUGCCUGUGCUGGCGUGCCUGUACUUCGGUUGCCAGGCGUCUCUGGACGUUAUGGAGUGGGAGCAUUCAUCCAAAGUCAAGGGGAAAACGUCAUGACGCGCACGCAAGAAUACACGAACCACUCUCUACCGCGGCUGCUGGGAGAAUUAGCCGACGUCGGGAGCUCUCCGAAAUUAUGAAGUCUGCAUUAAAGAGAUUUUACUACAGCUACAAAUGCGUAGCGU